AUGGGCGACCUGAUCCAGAAGAUCCAGGCGUUCCAGGGCCUGCUGGGCCAGUCGCAGGACAAGAUCUCGUCGAAGAUGCUGAGCUGCCAGGAGCCGGCGGUGAGCGCGCGCGACCUGCGUCUGCGCGUGGCGGCUAACAAGACCGUGGCGGAGGACGACACGGACACGGAUUCGGAUUCCGACUCGGACGACGAGGAUGACGGGGUGUGCUCGCUUGAGGACGUGCUCGAGAGCCUUGUGGAUACGCUUGAGUGUCUCCUGUCGUUUACGUUUUCGCUGUUGGGCGGUGUCCUGGAUCUGGUCACCGAUUUGUUGGGUGGGAUUCUGCAUUUGGUUGGGUCGUUGCUGGAUCUGGAUUAA
Messenger RNA from Aspergillus terreus NIH2624, 360 nucleotides. RefSeq lists its product as uncharacterized. Lineage: Eukaryota; Fungi; Ascomycota; Eurotiomycetes; Eurotiales; Aspergillaceae. The record is from RefSeq and is a predicted model, not a curated record. The transcript has a single exon. The coding region runs from base 1 to 360 and encodes 119 amino acids.